Molecule: messenger RNA, 1987 nt
Organism: Syngnathoides biaculeatus (alligator pipefish)
Lineage: Eukaryota; Metazoa; Chordata; Actinopteri; Syngnathiformes; Syngnathidae
Gene: pdap1b
Product: pdgfa associated protein 1b
Exons: 6
Coding region: 219-671 (150 amino acids)
Cellular component (GO): cytosol
Molecular function (GO): RNA binding
Source: RefSeq, a predicted model, not a curated record
UUUAAAAUCAUUUUUCAGAUUAACCUGGUAUUCAUUUGUUCCCAAACGUAAAUUUGGGCAUAUUUACAGAUAUUUUCCUUCACAAUAUUGACGUAAAUAGCCUUCAGUCGUUCUGUUGAAAUUGCAUCACUUUAGGCCAUAAAUUGAACGCCGGUAGGAAAGGUGGCCACAAGGGUCGCACACGGACCUACACAAGUCCCGAGGAGAUCGACGCCCAGAUGAAGGCGGAGGAGGAGAGGAAGACGGCUGAGGAUGAAGGUGCAGCACAGAAUGACAUUACGGAAAAGUUACAAGCAUCAGGAUCAGAUGAUAGUGAUGAUGACAGUUCACAGAGGAAGAGGGUAGGUGUGGAGGGCUUGAUAGAAAUUGAAAAUCCCAACAGAAUCGCUCAGAAGUCCAAGAAGGUGACUCACAUAGAGUUGGACGAGCCCAAGCAAUUGUCGAGGAGAGAGAGAGAAGAGAUUGAGAAGCAGAAAGCAAAGGAACGCUACAUGAAGAUGCAUUUAGCGGGGAAGACGGACCAGGCCAAAGCUGACCUCGCCCGCCUUGCCAUCAUCAAGAAACAGAGAGAGGAAGCGGCGAGAAAGAAAGAAGAAGAGAAGAAAGCAAGAGAAGCAAAAGAAGCAGCAGCGGCAGCCAGGAAAGGGUUAAACUCCCUCUCACUAAAAUGAUGCAGAGUAUUUAUCAGAACCAUUUUACCACCUUUAUAAACUGACAAAAUAUGAAAGGAGACUAUUUAAAAAAAAAAAAAAAUGAUACCAAGAGUAUUGACCAUACUGGUGGUGCAUUUUGGCAUGGGAAAAGAGCCGGAUUGGGAGGGGUGCUCGUGCUUUACAUCCUGUUGGAAUGAAGCUAUGAGCUUUGACAUGAUGUGAAUCCAACUGAUAAUUUUACAAUGUCCACUUUUGGUUUUGGAGGAUUGGCGCUAUGUUUCUUUUGGAUUUUACACUGUACAUAACUGAAUCAUGACAAACUUUCAGAUUGCUAUAAAUGUUAAAACAUUUAUUCCUUCAUUUGGAGUCACCUGGUGUGAAUGUGAUGUCAAUACAGCAGUUGGUGCUUUUGUUGUUUGUUUUUUUUUGUUUUGUUUUUCCAGAAAUGAUAGCUUCUCCGAAGAUAUUGCUUGCCUCUUGCCAUGGCAAAAAAAAAAAAAAGUCCUUUUCCUCUUAUAAGAUAGCAAGCUAGAUCCAGGUCAAGUUAAUUCAUCGAUUACUUUCACUUCAAUUAUGAACAUUUUCGAUGAUUGGAUUACCUUAAAGUCAAAUUUUAAAUUGUAAUUUGUAUAUUCUCACGUGUAACCUUAAAAAUAAACAAUAAAAACCUUACAUCAAAAGUAGUGCAGAAUAAUAAUAAAUAAUAUUUCAGACGUUGAGAGCUGGGAUAGGCUCCAGCAGCCCUGCGACCCUUGUGAGGAUAAGUGGCUAAGAAAAUGGAUGGAUAGCAUUCAUAUUAAGCAGUCAUACUUAGAGGGUUGUUAUUUUUAUUUUAGUUUUUUAAUUUUCUAGUUAGCCUGAUGUGAGGGCCAAAUAUUAGAACAUAUUGUAUUAUAUUGGUUAUUAUUCAUUAUAGUCAUAGUCAUUAUAUUAGUUAGAGUCUCUAUUAUUAUAAUAGAAAUAUACAGUAUGAUGAGUCCAUCCAUUUUCUGAGCCUCUUACCCUCACACGGUGCUUUUAAUAGCACUUCUAAAAGAAAGUAGUGCAAUACAUAACCAUAGUGUAAAUAUGCCCUUCUGAUUGUUGAUCAAAACAGCAGAGGCAAAUAUUUUAUUUCAAUAAUGAGGUCCUGCGUUUAUGACAAAGUUGUAGUGCUGGUAAGAUAACUGAAUGUGUACGUAGAGUAUGUUGGAAUGCAUUGUAGUCUAUAAUUUUGUGAAGUAAUGAAGUACUGUACAUUUAUUGUAAUUACCGGUAAGUGCAUUUUUUGCAGGUUGUUGACUAUCUUCCAGUCUGCUUGAUGGAAAAUCCUAAAUCAUACAGUUAAAGAUGUG